GCCGCCGAGUUCUGGCGGAAGUUCCCGAGCGGAGCCGAGCUGAAGGCGACAGGAGCGCGUAGCAGAACCAGGAGACGUGAACAGCUGGAUCUCUGACUGUUUUCCAGCCGCCGACAGGUUAAAGGAUCCCCGCAGAGAUGGCCGCUCUAUCCAGCUGGGAGACGUGCAUCAAAUACGCCCUCUUUACCUUCAACUUUGUCUUCUGGCUUGGAGGCACUGCAGUGCUGGCUGUGGGACUCUGGCUGCGCUUCGACUCCAGGACCAAAGGACUGUUCGAAGGAGAAGAGUCCCCCUCUGUCUUCUUCACUGGGGUGUACCUCCUGAUUGCUGCUGGAGCUCUAAUGAUGGUUGUGGGAUUCCUGGGAUGCUGUGGCGCAAUUAAAGAGUCGCCGUGCAUGCUGGGAUUGUUCUUCCUCUUCCUGCUCAUCAUUUUUGCUGCUGAAGUGGCUGCAGGAAUCUGGGGACUCUCCAACAAAGAGAAGGUGAUAGACGAUGUCACUGAGUUUUAUAAGCAGACCUUUGACAACUACAAGAACACCAAACAGGAAGCAUUGAGGGAGACGCUUCGCGCCAUCCACUACGGGCUGAGCUGCUGCGGCAUUACAGGAACUCUGCUCGAUGGUAGCAAAGACAUCUGUCCAAAGCAGGAAGGACUGGAGCUCUUAGUAACCAAGAGCUGCCCAACCGCCAUUGACGAGGUAUUCAACAGCAAGCUGCACAUCCUUGGAGGAGUUGGCAUUGGUAUCGGAGUCAUUAUGAUUUUUGGAAUGAUCUUCAGCAUGUUGCUUUGUUGUGCCAUCAAGAAGUCCAGGGACUUUAUGUAAAAAUGAAAAACAUCUAUUUUCUUUAUUUUAACAAAUGUCCUCACCAUUGUAAUCUGCUGCUUUAGAGUUUAAGCCAUUUUAAUACUAGACGUCAGUCAUUCCUUGGUUUGUUAGUUGGAUUCAUACAGGAUGGCCACAUCGGCCUGUGAGUGUAUGGAGCUUCAGUCAUUAAUUAUUUUUGUACACAGAAGGCAAAACUGAACUUUAAUUUUAUUUUUUUGGCUUACCAAAAUCAAAUAAUUUGUAGUUUACACGAAGAGACAAAAGGGAACACUUAGGACUCUUAUCGGUUUCUUAUUUUAAAUCUUUUAUGUUAAUAUCCCUUCUGUUUUUGUUUACCAAAUGCCUAAAAUUAAAUGUGCUGUAGCCUGAUUAUUUGUGGAUUACUAAAUGUUUUAUUUUGACAGUGUGCAUAAGGAGCUAUUUUCUGUUUUGUUUUUUUAUAUCAAGAACUGUGGAGUUUUAUGCAAAUAUUAUGAAUACAGUUCAUGUGUUUAAGAUGCCAAAUAAGGAUCUAAUAAACAUUCAUUUUGUGUUACACCAAA
This is a messenger RNA of Fundulus heteroclitus (mummichog), 1369 nucleotides long. Its product is annotated as CD9 antigen. The transcript is spliced from 8 exons. Lineage: Eukaryota; Metazoa; Chordata; Actinopteri; Cyprinodontiformes; Fundulidae. Gene Ontology annotation, cellular component: membrane. The coding region runs from base 138 to 824 and encodes 228 amino acids. The record is from RefSeq and is a predicted model, not a curated record.